Messenger RNA from Carassius auratus (goldfish), 3327 nucleotides. Its product is annotated as islet cell autoantigen 1-like. Bases 117 to 1859 code for a protein of 580 amino acids. The record is from RefSeq and is a predicted model, not a curated record. Lineage: Eukaryota; Metazoa; Chordata; Actinopteri; Cypriniformes; Cyprinidae. Gene Ontology annotation, molecular function: protein domain specific binding. The transcript is spliced from 16 exons. Gene Ontology annotation, biological process: regulation of transport. Gene Ontology annotation, cellular component: Golgi apparatus.
AUGUCACAUUCGUAUUCUAAGUUAAAAGGGUUAUUAUUAUUCUAGAGAAACGCAGCGCGAGCUCGAUGACUCCUUGUCUUGUUUGGGAUCCGAUUUAAGCCUCACUCGUUAAGAAGAUGGACAGCUAUGGGUUCUCCAGUGACAUGUUCAGUGGUCGAGCGGUUCUGGGGGAGGACAGCUCGGUCAUGGCCCGGGUGCAGAAGAAGUUCUGGAAGACCAAGCAGGUUCUGAUCAAGGCCACAGGGAAGAAAGAAGAUGAGCACGUGGUGGCAUCUGACGCAGAUCUUGAUGCCAAAUUGGAGUUUUUCCAUUCAGUCCAGAGCACUUGCACAGAACUCCUGAAAGUGAUCGAGAAAUACCAGCAAAGAAUCACACACCUCUCUCAAGAGGAGAACGAGCUCGGACUGUUCUUGCGCUUCCAGGCAGAGCAUGAUAAAACAAAAGCAGGCAGUAUGAUGGACGCCACUAGUAAAGCUCUCUGCUGUUCUGCCAAGCAAAGGUUGGCUCUGUGUCCCUCUCUCCAUCGUUUCGAACAGGAAGUAGAGACGUUCCGGAGGAGAGCCAUCGCUGACUCCCUGCUGACCGUGAGCCGGAUGGAGAAAGCACGGACUGAGUACCGCGGAGCUCUGCUCUGGAUGAAGGAUGUCUCACAGGAACUGGAUCCAGAUACUUAUAAACAACUGGAGAAAUUUCGCAAGGUCCAGGCCCAGGUUAGAGGAACAAAAGCACAUUUUGAUAAGCUGAAGAAUGACGUGUGUCAGAAAGUGGAUUUGCUGGGUGUCAGUCGCUGCAACAUGCUUUCACAUUCUUUAUGUACUUACCAGACGACGCUUUUACAGUACUGGGAGAAGACUGCACACGUGAUGUCUGGCAUCCAUGAGGCCUUCAAAGGAUAUGUGCCCUACCAGUUCACUACCCUCAAAGAAUUGAGGGACCCACUGGACCAGAUUGUCUCUGCAGAAGCAGCAGAGGACAGCAAAGAUGAGGACAAGAAGACGCAUCCAGACAAUCUUGUUUCUCUCGAAGAUGAGCCGCUGGAUGAAUCAUCCGAUACUGUUUCUACUCGUGCAGUAGAUGGACAGAGUAGAGGAUCAGACAGUUCUUUGUGUGCUAGUCUGGACUCUGCUUUGAACGAACAAUUAGGGCCCAUUGGUGGAGUUAGCACAGAUGACGACCUCCUAUUAUUGACCUCUGAGCCUGGCCCGAUCCCUUCUCUCACUCCAACCUUGACCCCAACCCUACUCCCAUCCAUGUCCGUUACGCAGCCUCAGAUACCGCAGGAGACCUCAGUGCCUCCUGCUUUUCAGUGGGGCGUAGGCGUCUCACAUGAGGAAAAGCAAGGUGCCUUACCCAGCAGUCUUCCAUCUAAAAUAGUAGGCAGGGAUCUGUUGUCUGAGGCUUUAGACUCUGCCGGGGUGAAAGCAGAGGAUGGAGAUAGAGGUGACCUGGCCUUCCUGCAGGAUCUGCUGAGUCCUGGGGCUGCCGGUGGAGCUAGUGAUUUCAGUAAGGCAUGGCAGGAUGCCUUUGGCUGUUUUGAGGCCCCUCUUGCUCCUGUUGCUGCCGCUUCACCACAAACAGGAACAGCAAACACUCCCUCUGGCUUCCUGCCAUCACAACUCCUGGACCAUAGCCUCAGUACCACAGGAUGGGAGACUCCACCCAUGUUUCAACCCCUGCCGCUCCAGCCACCUUCCAGUGAAGGACAGUCCACCCACAAUAGUCCGAACUCUUCUGCCAGUAGUGCACCUAAAGGAAGGUCCAGGGACAUGUCUGCCUGGUUUAACCUCUUUGCAGAUCUGGACCCUCUGUCCAACCCAGAUGCUAUUGGGCGAAGUGAUCAGGAGUUCCUCAAUGCCUGAGUAAUCUUGUGUUCUGAGUGAAGGAUGGUAUGGAGCUGAUCGCUUCCCAAAUAUUCUUUGCUGGAAAGGAGUGCAUAUCCCAAGCCUUGAUUCGGAGCUGGUACACUACCUCUCCUGAAACCAUUCAACCUGAGCCAAGGAAGCAUCCAGAAAUCUCUAUCCACAUUUAACACUGGAAGGUUUCUGAGAUAUGGGAAUGUGUCUCUUUCUCCAUUCUUUCAUUGUGUGUGUGAAUUUACUGUAUGUUCAUUAGGUCAGGACACUGAAGGGUAGAAUAUUGAAGACUUCGUCUCUAUAUCACUAUAGUGUUGUUACCUGAGAGUAAAGUAUCUGUUACUUUCUGAAGUGCACAUGUUUAAAGGGAUGUGAAGGUGAGAGUUUGCCCAUCUCAUGUGUGUGUGUGUGUGUGUGUGUGUGUGUGUGUGGUGGGGGGGGGCUGUUUUGGCUAGGACCAAAAAAAGAAAUAAACCUGCGUAUUUGUCUGUGUAUCUUUGUACAACAGGGGAGUUUUAAAGUCCAGAAACGGGGUUACAGAUUUAUAACAUCUAUUAUAGAUUAUAGACUGUAUUUUUAAUCAAGACUGAUACCCAAAAUGUGUGCAUGUAAAUAACAACAAAUAUUUUUGGAGUCUCUUUCACUGGAUUAGUUUAACCCUAAAUGAUAAAACAAAUGAAAUAAUUUAUCAAUAUAAUAAAAGUGUUACUGUAAACUACAUAUGCAAGUCGUGUGCUGUGCCAUUAGUUUGGUUGGAAUCAGGUCGUCACAUUUUAAUGAAACUAAUCGAAGAUGAUCUUGUUUUUAGUGCAAAUAAUGCUGAAACACUCUCACUCAGAGAAAUAACUUCUCCCAAAUGAUCUUCACUGUCACAUGGUGAUGCAAAACACUGGAAUGUGUUUGUGAACAUGUUUUUGUGUGUGGUUUUAUUUCACAUGUCACCGUUAGUACAGAAUUACAUAAUUAUCCUGCUUUUGAAAACGUUUAGUUUUUUUUUUAUUGCAGAUUAUCAUGUUUGGACUCAUGUGAGAGACUGAAAUGAUUUUUUCCAUUGAAUAAAUGCACUAAAUCUCGGAUUGUUCUAGAAUGUAUGUUGUCUGUUUUAAGCAUAGAUAUGUUUGUUGGUCUGAAUCACUUUGUCUAACUGAAGAGUUUGUACACUUCACACAGGAUUUCACUCCACAUUCAGUGGAGCGCAUCUUUUUGACUUCGAGUGGUUUAACAUUUUGAAGUGUCACUUCAUGUAUUAGAGCAAUGUUGUGUUUGGAACUACAUGUUAAAAUGUUAUUGUAUCACUUGUCUUUUUUUACUUUAAAAGAAAAAGAAUGUAUACACCACACCAUUCACAGCUGCUUUCAACUGUUUAUUUUAUGCAACUUUGCCUUUUGUUUCUGUUAAAUGAUGUACAAUUUCAUUGAAGGAAACUGGAUUGAGAUCUUGCAUCUGAGAGCAAAUAAAUUUGAGUAGAAUUCUG